ACAACUCUGCAUUCUGCCACCACUCCAUGUAGCACAGAAACUAAUACGACUACGCAAGUUGAUAAUACAAAACCAAAAAUUGUAUCAGACAUAAUAUUAAAAAAGAAGCCUCUAAUGGAAAAGCAACCAACAGCACUGCAGUCAUCAAAAAUGGACAAUUUAUUGGAACAUAUAAAGGAGUACUACGAUCCAAAAUUACAGCGCAUUUACGAACGUCUCGUUACAAUUGAAAAACUUCUAAAGAAGAAAGUGAUAAACAAAGGAAAUAUUCCUAACAAAUCAAAUAUGUUACCAUUACAUACGAUAGAAGAAUUUGAACGCUUCGAAGAACUUCCGCCGAAAGAGUUAGAUGAUAUCGUUGAUUACUUUAUACAUAUUGGAGGAUUUAACUUGCGAGAAACGAUUACUUUUAUUAUAAAUGAAGCGAUGACUCCGGAAGUUACUACACAUUUUACUUGGUGGGGCAAUAAAAAUAAACGUCAACUUUUUGAUACAAAAUUGAUGCACACGAUAUUUCGAGCUGUUCGUGCAAAUAAAAAUUUUGAGAGCCCAGACAGAAAAAUGUUUCAAAAAUGCGUUAUGAACGCCUUGCAAGCGACAAAGCAAAAACAUCGGCGUGCAACGAAUGUAAAUGACAACGAAGUAACAAUGACACGACAUCGAAUGGAACAGAUUGCCAAUAUAGUUUACACAAAACCCUGCAAUAAUAAUCUUCAGAAGGCUAGAACUUCAAGUGGAUUGAAGUCAAAAGACAGUAUCGUUAAGCAAAAACAUCGAUGUAAAACUGAUGUCAAGGAUGACGAAGCAAAGAAACAAUGUCGAAGGAAACAGAUCGCCAAUGUAUCUUGAUUUACGAUUUACAUUUUUAAGAUACGUCAUUAUUAUUAUCGUCGCCAAGCGAAUCUUGUCCAGUACAUUUUUUCGACACGAGUAACGAGUGGCGCUCGUUACUACACUAUAUUAGAGUCCCUAGAAGUGGAGAGUCUGGACAUUUCGGGGUUCCACGUGAUUGGACUGCACCUAAAAUGGCAGCACCAAUACGGAUCCUUAUUUAAUCCUCUUUAGCCAAUGCGAUAACAUACAACACGUUUAUGUGCACACAAUGGUAAACAUACACACACAUAAGGUAUACAUAUGUAUGCAUAUAUGUACAUACACUGACAUAUUCAUCACCGACAUUUUAGGGGCAGAUGUCCAGACUCUCUACUUCUAGGGACUCUACACUAUAUCAGCCCGCAUGCAACCAUCCGUUUGUUUUCUGUUCCUGAACUCUCUAAAUAAGUGUACACUUAAAAUGAAAUAGAUAGAUGUUUCAAAGUUAGCGAAAGCAAGAAGGAACGUUCCAGUGCAGUCUAGUGCAGGAACAGAAAACAAGCCUCAUGUGAUGCAUCACGAUGGCCGCGAGUGUCGCGACAAUGAUUGCCGUGAUAUCAUGGCUUUCCUAACCUGUAACCUGAACUGAAUCGGCAAUAUAUCUCGGUUUGCGGGGCAGACGACAUUUUCUUUUUGCCGAUCGUCGCUAAGAGAAACUUGUAUACGUUUUCGACACGGAGUGAUGCUCAUUAUAGCCGUUUUAUGUGAUUAUGGGUGCGUUCCUUUUCAUGCAUAACAUAACAUGCGAUUCACACAUAACAUAACAUGCGAUGCAUCAUUUAUCCUUGUUGUUUUUCAACUAACUAACGUUAAACGAGGAUAUAUAAUGCAUUAUGCACGUCAUGCGCAUCUCAUGUGAUCUGAUGCAUGUAUAUCGUACCUUUUCAAAAAAAGUAAAAAAAGGCGGUAUUUAUGUGUGUGCGCGCACCUUAUCUUUAAUUUUUCCUAAAAACACAAGUGGUACUAUU
This is a messenger RNA of Solenopsis invicta (red fire ant), 1841 nucleotides long. RefSeq lists its product as uncharacterized. Bases 115 to 849 code for a protein of 244 amino acids. NCBI's taxonomy places the organism in Eukaryota, Metazoa, Arthropoda, Insecta, Hymenoptera, Formicidae. The record is from RefSeq and is a predicted model, not a curated record. The transcript has 5 exons.